GGCAGCUGUCACUGAGGGAAGGUGGGGACUGGGGAUGGGGGCGGGCAAACAGAGACAGCAUCUGUGAAUAAACAGUGUGGGAGGAGGGAAAGGGGCUGUCUUCCUUGUGAGACUGAGUAAUGAGCCGAGACCCAUCAGUUUUGCUAUAGAGCUAAAGGCGGAGCAGGGAGAGAAAGGAUCUGUGCUGCUCCUGUGAGUAUUCUUUCUCCGCUUCUGCCGAGCUGUAGAAUCAUCAUGAGGAGUUUAUUCACCCUCCUAUUUCUUGGUGCUUUUCUGGCAUCUGCACAACCAGAGCUCGAUCUACUAUCCCUGGAGGAACUGGGCUCAGACAUUGGAAUUCAAGUCUUUAACCAAGUGGUUAAGAGCAGGCCGCAUGAAAAUUUUGUAAUGUCACCACAUGGAAUCUCAUCUGUGCUGGGCAUGCUGCAGCUUGGGGCAGAUGGGAAGACUAAGAAGCAAUUGAUGACUGUCAUGCGGUAUAAAAUCAAUGAGGUUGCCAAAAGCCUAAAGAAAAUUAACCGGGCCAUCGUUGCAAAGAAGAAUAAAGAUAUUGUGACGAGUGCAAAUGGAGUGUUUGCCAGCAGUGUGUUCAAAAUGGAGAGCUCCUUUGUCUACAAGAAUAAAGAUGUCUUUCACAGUGAUGUCAGAAGUGUUGACUUUCAGGAGAAGAACACAGCUGCUUCCAUUAUUAACCAGUGGGUGAAAAAUCAGACUAAUGGGAUGAUAGAAGGACUGAUCUCACCAGAACUAUUGGACAGUUCUGUUACACGGCUGGUACUGGUUAAUGCUCUGUAUUUCAAGGGACUCUGGAAAUCUCGCUUCCAGCCAGAAAACACAAAGAAACGCACCUUUCAUGGACCAGACGGAAAAGACUAUCAAGUGCCUAUGUUAGCCCAGCUGUCGCUGUUCAGAAGUGGCUCUGCAAGUACACCCAAUGGUCUUUGGUACAAUGUCAUCGAACUUCCUUACCAUGGAGGAAGCCUUAGCAUGCUAGUGGCAUUGCCCACAGAAGAGAGCACGCCUUUGUCUGCCAUCAUCCCCCACAUUAGUACCAAAACCCUGCAGAGCUGGAUGACUAUGACUCCAAAGAGAGUUCAGCUCAUCUUACCAAAGUUCAGUGUGGAAGCCGAAGCUGAUCUAAAAGAGCCUCUAAGGAACUUGGGUAUCACAGAGAUGUUUGAUGUAUCAAAAGCCAACUUUGCAAAGAUCACAAGAUCAGAGAGUCUCCACGUCUCGCACCUGCUCCAGAAAGCUAAGAUAGAAGUAAAUGAGGAUGGUACAAAGGCAUCUGGAGCCACAACUGCAGUUUUGAUAGCAAGAUCAUCGCCCCGUUGGUUUACAGUGGACAGGCCAUUUUUGUUUUUUAUCCGACAUAAUCCUACAGGUGCUGUGCUCUUCACAGGGCAGAUUAACAAGCCUUGAGGGGAAGGCGUUCCUGCAUCCUGAUUCCAGUGCUAGAUAUUUGUACAUUGCCCUGUUUUUUUGUGAACUCUUAUCAUUUUUUAAACAGAACGUUUCACUGUAUUUGUAAUGGUUUUCGUUAACUUUGUUUUGAUAACGCAGAUUGACGGCACACUUGCUAAGGGGGUUAUUUUUAACUACUGAGUGUUUGUGGCUUUGUUAGGUUUUUUUAUCCAAUUUUUUUUUGUUUCCACAUUUUAAUAUAUGUAAUUAUUCCCAGAAUUUCUCGUUAUUUUGAAAGCCAGUUGUAUAUUAAAGUGGUGUAACCCGUAGGCCAGCUGCUUCUGUGGUAGGGGAUGUUUUGGCUGAGUGGAGAGUAUUACUGCUUUAGUCUCCAUACUUUCACUGAACGUAGAAAUCUUGCAGGUGCUGGGACGCAUUUUCAGCAAAGAGAAAUUUGUGCCCCAGUGCAUUUAUCAAUAUCAGCCAAUCAGACACUGUUUUAUUGUCUGACUUACAGCAAACUCCAUUCAGUUUGCUGUCUGGUUGCUGUAGGGCAAACUUGCAGCGAUGUCACCCGAUCCUUCGUUUAGGGUUUUCUUAUAAAAAUGACAAAUUCUUGCAGAACCAUUGUCCGUUGACAUAAAUCAAUGAGAAUUCUAUAAGAUUUUAUUUCCUGCUAACCAUGCCCCAGAGUAGAGUAGAAUAUUUGGCCUAUUUAUUUCAGAUACAAAGGAUGUUCUUCCACAUCAAAUCCACUAGGAGCAAUACUGUUCCUUUACAGCAGGGGUGUUCAGCUGACAGCCAGAACAGCUACAGGAGGGCUAUGUCUGCUAUAAUGCACCCCAUCCCCGCCACUGAUUGGCUAAAAUAUUGAUUUCCUCUGUGUAUCGAGUAUUUUCCAGUCUGCAGUAAAGGUUACACCCAAAGCCAUUUUAAUUCCCUUUGGAGUUGCUGGCCUUGUUUAACAUUGAUUAAGAUGAAAGUGUCCAGUUUUUAUAUUGUGUGUAACACCAUGCAUGUGUUCAUUGAAAUAAACUAAAUUAACAUUUGUAUGGCAUUAAAGACUGCAGCGCCCACUCUGGGGUGCGAUUCAAAUAAAACUAUUGGAUUGGAUUGCUUUUA
This is a messenger RNA of Xenopus tropicalis (tropical clawed frog), 2526 nucleotides long. RefSeq names its product serpin peptidase inhibitor, clade E (nexin, plasminogen activator inhibitor type 1), member 2 (gene serpine2). Gene Ontology annotation, biological process: negative regulation of proteolysis; negative regulation of blood coagulation. The record is from RefSeq and is marked validated. NCBI's taxonomy places the organism in Eukaryota, Metazoa, Chordata, Amphibia, Anura, Pipidae. Gene Ontology annotation, molecular function: serine-type endopeptidase inhibitor activity. Gene Ontology annotation, cellular component: extracellular region.